AUGUGCUCGCUGCCCCACGGCUUCGAGCCCCCAGCUCCGGAGGACUUGGGGUGGCAGAGUUCGGCGGAGCUGCGAGAGAGGUUGAGGCGCCAGGAGAGACUUUUGCACAAUGAAAAAUUCAUUUGCAAAUUGCCCGUCAAAGGUAAAAAGAUCUCAGACACCACUGCCAAACUGAAAGCUGCCAUUUCAGAACAUGAAGAGUUUAGAGGGAGAAAUGAACUGUUUCAUCCUGUUAGUGUAGACUGUAAGCUAAGGCAAAAAGCAACCACAAGAGUUGAUACUGACGUCGACAAGGCCCAGAAUUCUGACCUGAUGCUUGAUACUUCUUCAUUAGUUUCUGAAUGUUCCCCAAUAGACAUUAAAUCAUCUAAAAGAACCUCAGAAACACAGGAACCUAUACAUCUCACUCACGAAGGCAAUGAAGAGACUUUGGAGGCUGGCAGCACAGUGAACCCCAGCCCAGCUGCUCACACCCGAGCCGGGACACCCUCAUCUGAAGUUAACGAACAUCUUCCCCAGCACCCUGUUUCAAGUCAAGUGGAAGAGAUUUCCAGCAGCAUAGACAGUCUGUUUAUCCCUAAAUUGCAAAAGGUUACAAUUGCAGAGCAGAGUGAACUCUCAGAAGAAAACACCAGCACUGAGAACUUUCCAGAACUGCUGACUGAGACUCCUAAGAAGCCUCAUUACAUGAAAGUGCUAGAAAUGCGAGCCAGAAACCCAGUGCCCCCUCCUCAUGAGUUUAAGACCAAUGUGUUACCUACACAGCAGUGUGACUCACCAAGUCAUUGUCAGAGAGGCCAGUCUUCUGUUUCCUCAGAAGAGCGGCAGCGCAGGGAUAGGCAGCAUCUUGAUGAUAUCACAGUAGCGCGCCUCCUUCCGCUCCACCACUUGCCUGCACAGAUGCUCUCCAUAGAAGAGUCACUGGCCCUGCAGAAAGAGCAGAAGCAGAAUUAUGAGGAGAUGCAGGCAAAGCUUGCAGCACAGAAGCUAGCUGAGAGACUGAAUAUUAAAAUGCAGAGCUACAAUCCAGAAGGGGAGUCUUCAGGGAGAUACCGAGAAGUGAAGGACGAAGACGAUGCCCGGUCCUCGGAUGAAUUCUGA
Grammomys surdaster is the source of this 1101-nucleotide messenger RNA. RefSeq names its product DNA-directed RNA polymerase II subunit GRINL1A-like. NCBI's taxonomy places the organism in Eukaryota, Metazoa, Chordata, Mammalia, Rodentia, Muridae. Gene Ontology annotation, biological process: maintenance of ER location; transcription elongation by RNA polymerase II; intracellular signal transduction. Bases 1 to 1101 code for a protein of 366 amino acids. The record is from RefSeq and is a predicted model, not a curated record. The transcript has a single exon. Gene Ontology annotation, cellular component: intracellular anatomical structure; nucleus; nuclear envelope. Gene Ontology annotation, molecular function: transcription elongation factor activity.